CUAACAGCACAGUUUUAGUACUUUUAUUCCUUAAACGAAUACAAAAAUGGCAUCCACACUUGCUGGUAAAUACGAAUAUAAGUCUCAUGAAAAAUUGGUAGAAUUUUACAAGACAUGGCAUCUUCCCGAAAGUGCAAUUGAGAAACUUGUACCAAAAGCUGGAACAACAAGAGAAAUUAGCGUUGACGGUAAUAAAAUUACACUUGAUGGUGGACAACCAUUGACUUUGGAUUCCGAAGUUGACGAAACUAUUAACAACUACCCUGUAAAGAGUACAGCGAAAAUGGAAGGUAACACAUUAAUCGUACACAGCAAAAGUGUUAAACACGAGGGAAAUGUUUUAAUUCGAUCCUACAGUGCUGAUGAAAACUUAUUAACGAUUGCAAUGAAGGAAAUAAAUUGGCUACGAGACAACAAAAAAUCAGAUUGCCCAAGAAGAUUCCGCGCAGAAAGUUGCCCACGGAGAAAAUUUACACCGAAUAAUUGUCCAUGGAGUAAAAAUUCACCGAAAGAAGAUUUCAAAGAAAAAAAUCAAAUAAACCCCUAAUUUUAUACAAAAUUUGAUAAUUGUCGACAUGAUCUGAUAUACUUGAGAUAUAUUUUAG
Messenger RNA from Chrysoperla carnea, 605 nucleotides. RefSeq lists its product as uncharacterized. The record is from RefSeq and is a predicted model, not a curated record. The transcript is spliced from 4 exons. Lineage: Eukaryota; Metazoa; Arthropoda; Insecta; Neuroptera; Chrysopidae. Bases 47 to 547 code for a protein of 166 amino acids.